AUGAAGACAACAGAAACCAAGAGCAUUGUUGGAGAAAAGCAGGUGGGACUAGAAGAUAAAGAUUCUGGAGAUGAUAUUCAAAGUGCAAUAUUUGGGGAGCACCUGAAGCCACCUAGCAAUUUUUCCAGGGACAUGAGAGGGUGUGAUACCAAGAAGAAUGGGCGGCUCCCGCACAACACCUCAGAGUCCCCGGAGGGUUGUCCGCGGCCCGCAGACCCGUCCCGUAGGGUGCCUGCCGUGUCCCCGCCGCCCCCGCCCCCGCUUACCGGGACCGUCAGGGUGCGGGACGCGGGUCCGGGUCCGGCGGACUCUACACCGCGGACCCCGCGCCGCCCAUGGCCACUCGGGAGCCGGCGUGCUGGGGCCGAGCGCCGGGAGCAGGCGGCGCAGGCGGAGCAGCAGGCUGAGGCGGCGGCGGCGGCGGCGGCGCGCGCGCUCCCCAAGCACGCACACCCACCCUCCCUGUCUCCCGCCCCGUGCGGCUGCGGCGCGUGCGCCCGCGCCAGAAGACCUCCGCGGGCCGGUGGGCGCGCGUCGCGCUCCGCCCUCCCGCGCCUCGAGGCACGGCCCUCGCAGCUUAGCUUGGCGACCUCGCGCAGGAAUGAGGCGCUGAGGGACCGCAGGAAGGCGGCGCCCGGCUCCGACGACCUGUGGGUCCGGGUGCCAGUGGGCGCCCCCGACCAGCUCCCCGCUCUGCGGCGCCGGGUCUUCGGCAGCCGGGCAGCCGACGGCAAGGUCAGUGCCGGCCCGAGGAGGCGUCUCGGAAGGGGGCUCCGCGGCGGCUCGUGGCUCCUGCCCGCCCGCCGAGGCGAAGCGUCCUGCAGCCCGCACCUGCCUGGGGAGCGUCACCGGAGAGUCAAACAAAGAGCUAAAGAUAGAACAUCAAGAGCUAGGAGACUUUCCUGGGAAGAAGCUGAGAAGCCAUGGGAGCUGCUCUCUGUCAUGAAAAGCCAGGGCUGGCUUCCUAAGGAGGGAAGUGUUCGGCGGCUCCUGUGUGCAGAUCCUUCCUGCCCCAUUUGCAAUGCUGUGGCUCUGGAGAUUCAGCAGUUGCUGGCGGGUGAGAACACCCUGAUCUCUCCCCCUUCAUCAGGGCCAUCACAAGGCUCCUCUUGCCUAGAGAUUUUGUCCAUGUCUAGUCUCUCUUUGGAGCAGAGUCAGGGUUCCCUGCACUCCAAAGAUCUUCCACUUCCAUCUGUAACCUCCACAAUGUCACAAUUAAUGGAUCAGAAAUGCUUAACACACUCAGCUGCUCAGAGAGCCAGUGUCAGCAUCCCAGACCACCAGGCUGAAUGCCUCCGGCAAAAAAAGGGAUUUCAAGUGCCAGAUGUGCCCUGGGAUGCAGGAGCUCUGUCUUCUUCAAGCCUUGAGGAGCCUAGGACUCCUGUGAUUCAGCAGGACAAGAGGAAGAGCCACUCCGAAGGUGUACUAAAAAAACAAGAAGCUGCAGAAACUUGCUUGGGAAAUAAGAUGAAGCUCUUUCCAUACUGGAUUAACCCCAAGGUGAAAGGUCAAGGGCAUAAGGAAUCCAUUCUCUCUAAGGAUGAGACAGUGGCUAAAACCAUGACAAAAAAGGUUGAGAAGAGUCCACCCUCCACCAAACACCCUGUGAGAGGAGCCAAGUGGGAGAAAAAAACAGAAGAGGAGGGCAUAACCUUCUUUGAUGUCCCCCAGUCUCAGGACAAUGAACUCAAGCAACAACCCCUUCAGUCCAGAUGCUCUUGGCUCCUGGGCCUUCCCCACAACAACUCCAAGCACUGUCCUCAGCUGACUGGUGACACUCAACCAGAACAUCCACCCCAGAUCUCAGCUCUUACCUUGGCAGAAGGUACUGGUCUAUACAAAGAGAAUACCCAAUCCACGAAAAAGGAAUUCAUAGGUUCCCAAUCCUCUGCAUUCCCAUGAAAAGAGGUUGUCAUCAUCAUUUCUGUUAAUGUGCAGGUGAAACAGGACCCUCUCCAAAUAUACUCUAUACCUCUA
Molecule: messenger RNA, 1977 nt
Organism: Prionailurus viverrinus (fishing cat)
Lineage: Eukaryota; Metazoa; Chordata; Mammalia; Carnivora; Felidae
Gene: SPATA31F3
Product: SPATA31 subfamily F member 3
Exons: 7
Coding region: 1-1902 (633 amino acids)
Source: RefSeq, a predicted model, not a curated record